Molecule: messenger RNA, 2139 nt
Organism: Eutrema salsugineum
Lineage: Eukaryota; Viridiplantae; Streptophyta; Magnoliopsida; Brassicales; Brassicaceae
Product: ethylene-responsive transcription factor RAP2-7
Exons: 10
Coding region: 397-1782 (461 amino acids)
Biological process (GO): regulation of DNA-templated transcription
Molecular function (GO): DNA-binding transcription factor activity; DNA binding
Source: RefSeq, a predicted model, not a curated record
CGUCUCCCUCCUCUCUCUCUUUCUUUAUCUUCUCCAAUACAGAAGAACAAUCCGUUAACAAUCCCUCGCCGCCGGUGACAUUUUCCGGCGAUGAAACUUCUCUUUCUCACUCCUCGCCGUAGUAUUCACAAAAUUCGCCGUCCAAUGUCGCUAGACCGCCUAUACCUUUGAAAUCUACUUUCCUCUUCUUCUUCCUCUUCCUCUCUCUCUCUCUCUCUCUGUCUCUUUUGUUGCCUCUUCUCUCGAGCUUCCUUAAUCUUAUCAUGUGAUUAUGUAAUCGUGUUUGUGUAUAAGACGAUCGCUGAUACUGAUUCUACUCGGUGGCUACUUUUUUUUCGUCUUUUAAAAUUUGGUGAAAUCAACAGAUUAUUUGAAAUUUAUUUUGCCGGAGAAGAGAUGCUGGAUCUUAACCUAGACGCAGACUCUCCCGAGUCGACUCAGUACGGUGACUCAUACUUAGAUCGGCAGACAUCGGAGGGGUCAGGUAAUCGAGCGGAGGAGUCAGGGACGUCGACGUCGUCGGUAAUCAAUGCCGACGCAGACGACGACUCUUGCUCGGCUCGCGCUUUCACUCUCAGCUUCGACAUAUUAAAAGUCGGAAGCAGCGGCGGAGACGAAAGCGCCGCCGCCUCUAUCUCCGGCGUGACUAAGGAGUUUUUCCCGGUGGCUGGAGACUGUGGUCACUUGCGAGAUGUCGAGGGAUCGAGCUCUAGAAGCUGGAUCGAUCUCUCUUUCGAUGGCUCCGGCCACCACGGAGAGAUGAAAUCGAUGGCUCCGGCUCCGGCGCCGGCUCCGGUACCGGUGAAAAAGAGUCGGAGAGGACCAAGGUCAAGGAGCUCUCAGUAUAGAGGAGUCACUUUCUACAGAAGAACUGGCCGAUGGGAAUCGCAUAUUUGGGAUUGUGGGAAACAAGUCUAUUUAGGUGGUUUUGACACUGCUCAUGCCGCAGCUAGAGCUUAUGAUCGAGCUGCUAUCAAAUUCAGAGGCGUUGAUGCUGAUAUCAACUUCACUCUCGCCGAUUACGAGGAAGAUAUGAAACAGGUACAAAACCUGAGCAAGGAAGAGUUUGUGCACAUACUCCGACGUCAAAGCACGGGUUUCUCGCGUGGAAGCUCAAAGUAUCGAGGAGUCACAUUACACAAAUGUGGGAGAUGGGAAGCUAGGAUGGGGCAGUUUCUUGGUAAAAAGUAUAUUUACCUUGGGCUGUUCGACAGCGAAGUAGAAGCUGCAAGGGCUUAUGACAAAGCUGCAAUCAACUCCAAUGGUCGAGAAGCAGUCACCAAUUUCGAGCUGAGUUCAUACCAAAACGAGAUAAACUCUAACGAAGGUGGUCAUGACAAACUUGAUCUCAACUUGGGAAUCUCUCUUUCUCCCGGAAAUGCACCAAAGCAAAGGCUCUUUCAUUACCCUUCUAACACUUAUGAAACUCAGCGUGGAGUUAGCUUGACAAUAGAUAACGAGUUCAUAGGAAAGCCAGUGAAUACACCUCUUCCUUAUGGAUCAUCAGACCAUCGUUCUUACUGGAACGGAGCAUGCCCGAGUUAUCAUAACUCCGUCGAGGGAAGAGUGGCUUCUGAGAAGAGAAGUGAAGGUGAAGGAGGGAUGAUGAGUAGUAGUAGUAACUGGGGAUGGCAAAGACCACAACCAUCGUUGGCCGGCGGAGCACAACCACCGUUGUUCUCAGUUGCAGCAGCAGCAUCAUCAGGAUUCUCUCAUUUCCGGCAACAACCACCUCCCAGUGACAAUGCCUCCUCUCGUGGUUACUUUUAUCCACAACCUUAACUUAUAAAGAGAGGGCUUCAAAAAAAGAAAAUUGGUAUUUUUUGAGAGUUUUUAAGCCUCUCUUUUUUAAAAAAUGUCUUUUGGGUAAAUUAUACAUACAAUGAUUCAGAAUGAGAAAAACAAAAAAGAUAGGUGUUUAUGGCUUUUUACCCAAAAGAAAAUGUCACUUUUCUUAUCAACUUAAUGAAGGAAAAUGUGUGUUGUGGUAUUUUGGAUUUUUUUCAUUGGAUAUGCUUUCUUUAUAGUUUAUGUGAAUUAAAAAUGUUACUUCCUUGUUUCUUGGUAAGAAAAAACUAUUGGAAAUUGGAAGGUACAUUUUUGUAAAUAAUUAAGAAAUAAAAUUAAGGAUUGGGUUUU